UGGCUUGUCGGCCGUUGAUGACGUAGCCAGUGGGACUUUCCGCAUACGUCAUUGGGUGCUUCCGACUUCUUAGCUAACCAGACUGUGGUGUUCUUUAUAUCACACGCUAUAAACAUCGCUCCGCCGCUCCGUAGUGCCGACUAAAAGAAGCCAUGUAGACACCAAAGGGUCCUAGCAUCGCCGACGACUUGGAAUAUUGAGACGUGCUCGUCCGAGGCGACGCCAGCACCGAGAGACGCUAAUGUCAACAACGCGGCCCCUGCUCGGCAUGAAGCGAGUCACCGAGCUCGCCUGCGCGGAGCCGCCCGACAACAGGCUCUCCUCGUCGGCCGCCCGGCAGCAACGCGAGGCCAAGGCCGUGGACGAGUUCACGGUCCCGGAGGAUAAAGAGGACGAGCUGAAGUUCGCCCGUCCUCGCGUGGAGCGUGUUUUCAAAGUGGCGUUCACGAUCAUCGGGCUGCUGGACCACACGGGACAAGCGCACGGGAGCACGGCUGCGCGGCAGAUAUGGCUGAAGCUCGGAGGAAAUACCGACGACGUUUCCAAAGCAAAGGAGUACGUCCGGGGACUGUGUGACCCAGAACUGAAGAAAGAAGAGCGGUACCCAGUGGACAUGCACUGUAUCUUUGCUGGAGCCCGGGGCCUUUUUUUAGACAGACUCAUGCGGGACACAAGUGCAGAGGUUUUGGUCACUGAGCCUGGACGCCUGCGGUUGUUGGGCCGCGCUGAGUCUGUAGUCAUGGCGCAGAGCAGAGUUCAGCAGUUUGUUGCACUUUUCCAGGAGAAACGAAGUCUACUCAGUGACCGAGAGCAAGGGGUGAAACGGGCGUUCAAGUCCUUUGUUGAAGAAAGAGAUGAUAAGUACACCAUGGAGCUUCUUCUGCUGCCCAGUGCCCUGAAAGAAGAGUUAUUAGGAUUGGCUCACAGUCCUACCAGUUUAAAUACACACUCUCUGGCUCAUCUGAACCAGAACCUUCAUCCGAGUAUUGCGGAGAUCGACCAGGACCGCUCACAGAGUAGCACCCCCGUGACGGAGCUCUCCAUCCGCAUCCUCGACACCAGCUUCGAGGACAGAGGAACAAAGACUUUUGGAGAGGGUGCGGCAAAAGCGGUAUUAGCAACAGCCGCGACAACAGGAGGCGGCAUUGGUUUGGGUCCUGAAGCCGUCCUGCUGAAUGGCACCAGGCCUUCGCACAAGCGGCGCUUUUCUGAGAGCGAACCUCGGGACACAAAGAGACAGUACUCUCUGGAGCGAAGAGACGAGUCUCCUGAGCGGUCGAGGGACAGAGAGCGACACCGGGACAGAGAAUACCACAGUGGCAGUAGUAGCGGUCGAUCCAAAACACCGUCUGCUUCAUCGACACUGUACUCCUCUUCUUCAGCUAAAGCAAACACUGUCGCUGGCACCGUAAUGCUGGACCCGAGUGAGGGUAUCGCAGAUGACAAUGAGGCAGUCAGCCCGGAAACCAACCUGCGGUGCUUGGUCAAUUUCUUCAGAUCCAUGGGUUACCAGGAGGAAGUUGUGGAGCGUGUCAUCAGAAAGACGGGACAGCUGGAAGACACCUUCCUCAUUCUUGAGAAAAUCGUGGCAGAAACAAAGAUUUGUGAGGAAAGAAUGAAAAGGGGAACAAAAGACACUAAACUGAACAAUGGGCGCCCCUCUGACCUUCCCUCAGCCUCCUCCACGUUACCGUCCUCCUCUGUAGAGAAGGAACGGGAGCCAGGCAGGUCCAAAGAGAACAUUAAACCCAGCCAGCAUGGAGCCAGCAGUAACGGCUUGGGCCAUCGGAGGCAGUGCAGUGGAAGCGAGACCAGCACUCAACAGGCCAUCACCAUCAAGAGGAGCUCUAGUGCCCAAGGAGGAGCUGGCAACUAUGAGGUCAUUACCAUUGAUGAUGACGAUGACGUCGCCGUCACCAGUAUCAAAACAGCAGACAGUCGAACAUCCAAAGUGACAAUGGCACAUGCUGACACUCAGACUGGAUCCAGAACGGACUACUUAGCAAGGGGAGGUGGCAGCAUGUCGCAGAGGGAUCCCCUGUCAAGAAGCGGGACUCGGACUUUGGGCGGAUCGAUGAAAGUUGAGAGCGUAACAGCACUGCGCAGCUCGUCCCAGUGGCUGGCGGCCAGCACCACCUCUGUGGCAUCCACCCCAAAUUCAUCUCUCACCGCGGGCCGGCCUUCGCUGUAUCAGACGAUCGGUCACGUGGGCUUCCAAAACAGCGGAGCGAGGAACCCCUCUACAAACAAUUCCCAGGCCCCCCCGGUGACCGGCUUGGCUCGUUUCCACCAAUCAUUAAAAACUCUUUACACACUGAAACUACCCAAUGAGCCGGGACGACCGGAGCUCCGUCAUAUCAUCAUAGACGGCAGCAAUGUGGCUAUGGCUCACGGCCUGAAUCGGUUCUUCUCCUGUCGAGGGAUAGCGCUUGCAGUGGAAACAUUUUGGAGGCGGGGCCACAGGGAGAUCACUGUAUUUGUUCCUCAGUGGCGCCAGAAGAGAGACCAAUACACAACAGAACAACAUUUUUUAAAUCAACUAGAAGACCUGAGGCUCCUCUCCUUCACACCCUCAAGAGAGGUCUGUGGCCAAAGGAUAGCUUCACAUGACGACAGAUUCCUGCUCCAUUUAGCAGAAAAAACAGAGGGGAUCAUCGUAACAAAUGACAACCUGAGAGACUUUGUCAAAUCUUCUGACACCUGGCGCAGGAUCAUUGUGGAGAGGUUACUGCAGUUUACUUUUGUGGAGGACCAUUUCAUGAUCCCCGACGAUCCUCUGGGGAGAAACGGACCUCAUCUGGACUUCUUCCUUUGUAAAAACCGACAAUUCCCCUUCACCCAUCCCCCGCUGAGACCGCCAGACCUGCGUCCGUCCUCCCAGCAGCAGCAGCCGCCACUCUACGUCCAGGCCCUCCACUCCGCCCCGUGGACCCCGACAGUCGCGCCCCAGCCACCAUCUUCCCUGAUGCCCCACCCGGGGCGCCGUAACGCCUCCUCCUCCUCCUCCUCGCCCUCCCCCUCGCCGCCUCCGCAGCGCUCAGCGGGCGAGACGUCGGAGCUGAGAAGACAACUGUGCGACAUCUUCCCCGACCAGCAGCAACAAAUUGACCGCAUCCUCAGCGAGAACCCGUACAUGAGAGACUUGAACGCCCUGUCGGGGCUGCUGCUGGGAUGAUUAAAAUCCUGGAGAGUCUUACAUUUCAUGUUGUACAGAUGUAAUUAAUUCACCAGUAAUGAGGAAGUCAGUUCUGUUUGGGUCAACACUUCCAAAAGAUAUUUUUUAAAGCAGUUUUUUUUUGGCUCCCUUUCAGUUUGUCCAAGCUAAACCAAUGAUGGAUGUAGUGUAAAAAGAAAAAACCACACCCGUGCUACCUAACUCGUGUCAAACAAAGACAACACAAAUUGUUUAGUCACGUGUAGAAUAUUCAAGUUUUUGUGGUUGAAGAAAGUGUACAGUCAAGGCAGAAAAAUACCAUAUUUGCGUCUUAUAAAAAAAAAAAACGUGCAGGGAAAUUGUGGAAUCGCUUUUUUUGUAUACCUGUUGCUGAAUUUAAAGCAACAUUGCACAUUUGUAUCCC
Messenger RNA from Nerophis lumbriciformis (worm pipefish), 3578 nucleotides. RefSeq names its product nedd4 binding protein 1 (gene n4bp1). The record is from RefSeq and is a predicted model, not a curated record. Gene Ontology annotation, molecular function: RNA binding. NCBI's taxonomy places the organism in Eukaryota, Metazoa, Chordata, Actinopteri, Syngnathiformes, Syngnathidae. Gene Ontology annotation, biological process: negative regulation of protein ubiquitination; negative regulation of proteasomal ubiquitin-dependent protein catabolic process. Gene Ontology annotation, cellular component: nucleus; PML body.